This is a messenger RNA of Xyrichtys novacula (pearly razorfish), 7053 nucleotides long. NCBI's taxonomy places the organism in Eukaryota, Metazoa, Chordata, Actinopteri, Labriformes, Labridae. The record is from the annotation of a GenBank genome assembly.
AUGAACAACGAAGACAAAGACGUCAUUGCGAACGAGAUUGAGAUACUGCAAACUCUUAGGACUCUAGACGCUGACAAGUCUAACAUUGUGCAGUUCUUUGAGACGUUCGAGCACAAUGGACACACCUGUCUAGGUAUGUAGAUUAUAUUCCAUUUCACCAUUCUGUUUUACUGUUGAAUGAAAGUAUUUUUUUGGAUAUCAGCGAUAUGUGGUAAAAAGUUAUGCAUUUACUGCACUAAAAACAUCUUGUAAAACAUCAGGUCUAAUUUCAGACCAAACACUGGGUACCAUUGUAUUUAAACUUUGAUAUUCAGAAAGUACUCAUUUGGUCUAAAAUACUUUACAAAGGCAUAACUUUUUUUGGUUAGAAAUAAAAGAGAAAAUAUUUCAGAUUUUGCAGAUUUUACUUUUUAUAAUUCAUGUAUUUUAAUGCUCUUUAGUAUUACUCUUACCUUGUUCUUUCUCAUCUAAUCCUGUCUUUUUUUUUUUUGUCUUAUCUUUUUGUAGCCUUUGAAAUGCUGGACAAAAAUCUUUUGGAUCUAUUGAAUGAAAAUGAUGCGCCAUUCUCUCUUCACGAGAUUCGUCCAAUCACCCAGCAACUUCUGUCAGCCUUUGAUGCCCUGGCAGACAUCGGGAUCAUAUACACUGACCUAAAGCUUGACAAUGUUAUGUUGGUUAACCAGAGAGACCAGCCUUUCAGAGUCAAACUUAUAGACUUCGGUCUGUCCGUUAAGACCUCUGAGGUGGACGACGGUUUGGGAAUGCCGACAGUCUCUUACAGAGCUCCUGAACUGUUCCUGGGCCUCCCCUCCUCAGAGGCAAUAGACAUGUGGGCUCUGGGGUGUAUUCUGUUUGAAAUGUUUAUCUUUGACUACCCGUUUGAUGAUGACUCUGAUGACCCUAGUGAGAUUGGGACCAUGGAGAACAUUGUAGCCAUCAUGGGUCAGCCAGCUGAUCACCUCCUCGAUGCUGGAAAAUUCACAACAGACUACUUUGUAAAGAACCCAUCCUCAGAACACCCCAAAUGGUUGGUGAAAAACCAGACAAAAACUGGUCUUGAACCUGAAACCACACUAAGUGUAAAUUCUCUGGAGGACCUGGUCACACUUAACCUGGAGAACCAUGGGUCCAUUGAGAUCGAGGACCGCAGAGCCUUUGUGAGCCUCCUGAAGGGUCUCCUAAACACUGACCCAGAGAAGAGGAUUAGCCCCAAGCAGGCUCUAAGUCAUCCAUUUAUCACCAUGGUCCACCUGCAGGAGAAUGCUGACGGCCAGUACCUGGAAGACGCCAGGGACAAAAUGGUCAUCACUUACAGGAACAGGUCAGAGGAGAAUCAUCUUAGUCCAGCUGCUGUGGUAGACAAACAAGAAGAACCAGCUGAAGCUGAAGCGGCUAUAAGCAGCUCAGCUGAAGAAGAUCCAGCUCUUACCAACAUCUCAGAGGAGAAUCAUCUUAGUCCAGCUGCUGUGGAAGACAAACAAGAAGAACCAGCUGAAGCUGAAGCAGCUAUAAGCAGCUCAGCUGUAGAAGAUCCAGCUCUUACCAACAUUAACCAGUCAGAGGAGGAUGUUUUCAACACAAAUGAGCUAGUGAGGUUUGACUCUGAUCCUCAGCUUGUAACAGGUCCAUCUGUGAGAAGGAAAGGUGGCCCACUAAAACGAGUCAGACGUUUCUUUGGCAGAGUCUUUAGGGCCAUGUGUUGUUGUCUCCCGCCUAGGGAUGACUAGCACGUCCUGGGUCUGGAUCCGGGUCAGGGCGUUUCUGUGUGGAGUUUGCAUGUUCUCCCUGUGUCUGUGUGGGUUUACUCUGGGUGCUCCGGUUUCCUCCCACAUUCUUUCAAAGAAAAAAAAAAACCCAGUAGCCCAGCCUGGGGGUGGAGUUUGAUGGCGUGCACCUGGUGGCUGGGCCUGGAUUUUGAUGGACUUGAUGGCAUUAUUGUUUGACUCAAAAGCAUUGUAGCAAGAGGCUCUGUGGCUUAGCUGGUCAAAGUGCCUGUAUUGUAAACAGGAGAUCCUGGGUUCAACUCCCAGCAGUGCCUUCACAUGUAAAGUUAGCUAUAAAUGUUAAUCCUCAUCCAAGCUCAUGAGGCAGUCUGUUCAACUCUCUUCCCCAAAUAGUUUCUCCCCGCCAGGCUGCACUGGACAGGGAUGUGCUGGUUUUCUUUCCCAUCGGGUAACUUUAUGUCAGACGCCGGGGACCCUUCACAGGGUGACAACCACAAGCAGCACUAUGAUCACAGCACACUUCUUCAAAGGAUUUAGUUGCUAGAGGUAGCUGUGAGGGACACCUCCUGGACUCUUAAAAAGUGCAAUUGGAGGCGACCAGCUGAUUUGCAUCGUCAAUUGGACCUUUAUGUGUCACAUAACCGCGACCUGACGAGGAGCCCACUGGGUGUUGUAGUGGCCAGCGAUGGUCCCGGCAGUCUCUGUGACGCAAUCGGCCAGCGCGCUCGGCUGUUAACCGAGAGGUUGGUGGUCCGAGCCCACCCAGGGACGAUCUGCGCUUAUUGCAGGGGGCUUAAAGCUCAGGUUGACUGCCUUUGCCCCAAUGGAAGUAACCCCGUCUGAAGCAUGGUGCUUUUACCUCACCGAACAGCACUUUUCACAGUAAGCAAAUCCAAAUUGCCCCCUCAGCUCUAUGGUCAUGCAUGCAUGACCUGCUGUCCCUCUGCUGCUCCCUGAGACCUUCAAGGUGUGUGUCUUUGCCCUCCUAGUUUGCUAGACUUGAUGGCAUUAUGGGGCCUUGUUUGCCCCAAAAGCAUUGCAGCAAGAGGCUCUGUGGCUUAGCUGGUCAAAGCACCUGUCUUGUAAACAGGAGAUCCUGGGUUCAACUCCCAGCAGAGCCUUCACAUGUAAGCUUAGCUAUCAAUGUUAAUAUUGUUUUAAAAGCCAUUGCAUCAAGAAAUUCGCACUUUUUUUAGUAGUUUGCAUAGAUGUCAAAAGUAGUCAAUGUUUUUCUUUUAGUAUAUCACAGUGUUCUUGGAAGGAAACAGCAGCAAUUGUUUCUUCUCCUUUUGUCUGCUAGAGUUUGGCUCCAUUUCCAUAAUCUUUACCCAGUUGCCAUUGUCUGAAAAUCUUGGCUGUGGAAUUGUCUCAGUCACUGAGUGCCAAAACGUUCACAGCUUGGAUACAAAAAGCCAGUGCCAAGCUCUUUAUUACACCUUAUUUUCCCUACAAAUAAUACCAAUUAAUUCAAGGCCUUAAUGAUGAUGUGGUGUUAUUUAUUUUUUUUUUUUUUUGGGGGGGGGGCAAUGAAUGUAGGACAUGAUUUCUUUCUGCAUCCUUGUCUGACACUCAGAUUCAGAGUGUCACACAGAGUGAGAAGCUCACGCUGUGCAGCCAGACAUCUGAAACACAUUCAUAACCCUGCAGAGGGAGAUGCUCAGGGGUGGCUGUGUUUUGAUUAAACUUUGAGCAGCAGUAAUUGAAAAUGUUACACCUGAGAGUCCUUGCAUAAUCACAUUACUCGUGUAGCCGAGAUCUUUCCAUAGCGAGACAGAUUGUGUUGGUGAGAAUCAGGACAUAUGUGUGAUUGUUCUGCUGCAGUGUGCAUUGGCUGAUACAGACAAGUAAAAGGUUAAUUCUAUCAGCAAUGCACAAAGGAGCUGUGUGUGUGUCAGCUGCAGAUAAAACGCUGAAUUAAACAGCUACGUCUUUUCACUUACAUCGACUGUAAAAGCCUUAUGUUUUUAUUCUGUACAGAAACCCUCACGACUCUCUGACAUUGUAUCAUAGUUUCUUUCAUUUCUUUUCUAAAAUAAAGAGCCCAUGAAAGGCCCUAUCAGCUCUCCUAACAAUAACUGUCACGUUGCACAAUAUCUAAAACCACACUACACAGCCUGAACAAUGAGGUCCCAGAGCCUGACAAUCACACAGAGGGAGAAAUGAAUACUAACCAAAGUGAGACAAUCCUGUCUGUGUGAGCAGGGGCUGUAAAUGUGGGAGUGUGGAGCCUCUGAGGGGUUCCCAGGAGGUUUCCCUCCCACCAACAAAGCCAAAGCUGCCACAGUAUUUGCUUAUGUCAGUCACCUGCCAGAUGACGACAGAGACGAGCCAUCCAACAGCAGCUUCGUCAGCUCCAGAGUCACAAAAACACAGAAACCAAGAUGCUUUCUUCUGACUCACUCACACUUAGUUAAAGUUAUACAGGAGAAAAAUACUGUUUUGUACCUAAUUUUGCUCUUUUUCACUUUUUUUGCAACAGCUAUCAUAAAUUAUGCCACACUUACCUUUUUCCCCACAUUAAGAACAAGUAAAUGAAAUGAAAACAGCCAUGCAUAAAUCAUAAUAAGCUGAAUAUUUUCAUUAGUGAACCUCGACAGCAAAGAGCACAUUUCAGAAAGUGUUCCUGACGCUCAGACCUCACUGACUCUACUUGGUUUCUCACAGCUCGACGUUUCACAUGCCUGAUAUAUUGGAUGUGGAAAGCAAAACACAACACUUACACGGAUAAUUAAUGCUGCGGGUGAGAUGUAGAAGAUGUAGUUUAAACUCCACAGAUGGAAAGCGUUUACAGAGAUACAAGCUGUCGCAAUACAUGUUAGAGGGCAUCAUUAUUCUUCUAUCAAUGAUCACAAAGCUUGUCUUCAUGGUUUAAACAACAAAGAAAUGGUUGUUGGUGUGUUUGUUUGUUUUUACUAAGGCAGAAGAUGAAAUGAGGUUACAUUUAAUGAUGGAUUUCUCAUAUUUUAACGAAAACACUAACACAUGGGUUGAAGUUGAUCAAAUUUGGCUUCUAUUGUUAAGGAACAACAUAUACAGCUCCUGGAACAUGAAAAAUUCACUUCUGACAGUUUCUGUGUGUUUUAGGUGUCAGUGUACUCACUUUUUUUUCCACAGGGUGAGUAAAAUAGAUGACUCUAAAAAAUGUGUAACUACAUAAUUGACUUUGUGGUUACCUAGAUACAGGCGGGACUUGCUUUUCUCACAGGCUCACCUAUCUGUUACUCCGGAUUAACGGACAUCCACACCGCUAAGCAAAUAGGAACCAUGUAUCUCAUCAAUACUUGGGUUACAAAGACUUUGUGGAAUUAGGAUGUGAUGUUUUCAUGCACAAACACACAAAACAGGGUACUGAGCCAGGAUGCUAAAGUACAGAGGCCUGUACUACGAAGCUGGAUUAACACAUCCAGGAUAACUCUGCGACAACUCGCUAAACUUCACCGGAUCUCCGCGAUCCCGAUCAGCUGUACUACGAAGCCGGUUAUCAACUCGAUCACUGAAUCCAGGUGUAGCCACUUCAGAUCUGUGCGCGCACACGUAAAGGGGGUGGGGUAAGUGCCACCGGACCAAUCUCCACAAUGGAGAAGGCUGCAUGUCAUUUUUCACAGCUGAAGAACAGAGCAUUAUUUUACAAGGAGUACCGCAACAUUAUAACAGUGAGGAGCAGAACAGCCACAGCCGCUAAAAGCCGGAGGGACUGCUGACAAAAAAAUCAUCGAUUGUGUAAAUUAUAUUUGUGCGUUCAUAAAUUUAUGGCCCCCUAAUAUGUUGUCAUUGCAGCGUGUGUGAUCACCUCCGUCAUAGACCUCAUUAUUUCAGACACAACAGCAGUGGAGAAAAGAGUACGUGGGAGCAAAUAAAAAUAAAUCUAAAAACAUCCUUUAAAGUAGUUUGUAAGUUUAUUGGAAGAUUUUAUUUGUAUAUUUCAACGCGUAAACAGUGAUUUCCUCACACUGCCUUUUUUUUCUUUUUUUCUCCAUCAUCUGAUAGUCACGUCAUCUGCAGACACAUUUGGGGUUAAGAGUUUUCUAAUCUGCCUCAAUAAAUUCUGAAUGAUGACUGAUAUGCCGCAUGAAAUUGAAACCUGGAGCUUGGCAAAUAUUUGUGCAUUGCUUAGACUUCAUGCUACCUGAAUAUUGAGGCCGUCCGAGGAAAACCUGUAACGUUCAUAUAGAACAUCAUCAGGUAAAUCAAAGGGGUUUGAACGAUCAUGAAUAUAACGCUCUCGGCGGAGCGCUCCUCUCACUAUCCGUGCAACGAUGUCCCCGGGAUCCGGCAAGAUUGGGCAAGCCAUUUUCCAAGAGAUCCGAUUGGUCAGUGGGCGGUUUUUUAUACCUGCUGAGAUCUUAUCCUGAAACAUAACCUGCUACGGAGCAGGUUUGCCGUUCCGCGUAAGUUACCAGGGCAACGGACCCGGAUAAAAAGAGAUCCACCUUCGUAGUACAGAAAACCCAGAAGUUAUCCAGAAGUUAUCUCGCUAAGACCAAAUCCAGCUUCGUAGUACAGGCCUCAGGUCAGCAUAGAAACUGUUUACAUCAAGAUUUGGAGUCUGCAGCAAUAGAAGCAUUUUGUUUCUGUGUGGUAGGACUUUCAGCUGUACCAAAUACAUGCUUUUUUAUAAUAAUAAAGGUCCCAAUUUUUUGGAAUCACAUGCAUUAACUUCACAGUGUAGGAAGAAGUCCAAAGUCCAAUCAUGGUUUAUCCUUUAGGGGCCAAGAGUUUAUUCAUAAAUGUCAUGUAAAUCCGUUGAAUAGUAGUUGAGAUCAUGUUUUCUUUGAUUAUAAGCUGCCUUCUAGAAACAGAGCUCUCGCUCAUUCAUCCAAAAACUCCUUCUUUCCUCUCCUAAACAUGUCCUUCACUGAAUCAUGUAUGCGCUUGACUCUGCGCCACAAUCACGGCUGGAUAAAAAUAUCAGCUGACAGGGGAUGAAAGGCUUUUUUCACCAUUACAGUCCUUCAACUCAGUUUUCCAUCCAAAACCCACCUUCAUAGCAGAGCCUAUCAAUGUAUAAAAUAUGCAUAUUAGAUCUAUAUUUAGAUUCAGUCAUGAUGAGUUAUCCCCCGGGAGCUCUGCUCUCCUUAGAAACAGUGCAAUAUAUCAGGAAACUAAGGGCUCUUUCAAUUGGAGUCUUUGUUUUGUAUAUUUCCAUAUUUCUGCCCUCACAGAGCUUUUGACCACCUCAUUUACAUCCCAGGAACAGCAGCAGCAGCAGCUCUGGUGGCAGGAUGAUCAAGAAGUCUUCAAAGUCUUUGCCCAAAGCUUCUGUUCAGAUGUGGUCCAGCGUUUGAUGACUGAAGUACUGCUUUAUCCAAAGUUUUCUUUUCUAGUCUAG